GCGAAGCUUAUUCGCGUCGUCGCCGCGUCGGUAGGACAGCGCGCUUAUCUGCCGUCGGUAAGGCAGAGCGCGCCGAAACACGAAGCCGCGCUGAUUGGCCGCGCGGGACACGCGCCUUCGAAGGGAUUUCUCGAAGAGGUAAAUUCCCUCGCGACGAUCCUUUUCCUUUCUUCAAUUCUCGUCGGCUAUUUACUUACGUGUGUAACGAGGUAUGUAGGGAAGAGCCUGGUUGGUGCAGAAACCCAUUUAAUUAUCCUGGCAGUUCCCAUUUGUGAAACGCAUCGCGCUAGCCUCUCGUUACAUGCUUCUUCUAGAAUCUAGUUUAUUGGCUCCCGGCUCACUCACUGAGCCGAUACAGCCACGACGAACUAAUAGUCUUGAUCAAUAUCUUAUCGUGUAAUCACGUUUUUGAUAUCACACAAUGCAGAGGCCCAACUACCGGACCUCGCGCGGGAUGAUGCAAUCCGCGAGUAUCAAAAAUUUUUUUUUUCUUCAGCCAGAAGACGUGCGAACCGCUCAACGUCCCAAACGGAACUCCACCUUUCGUUACAGCUCCGCGUAAUUGUCGAGAUGGUCACAAUGAAGUAUAGCUUGAAAUGCUUUUCAUAUUUUUGACCGAUAAAAGAACAGAAUGUUGAAAGCGCGCAUGCCAUGUAGCUAAUAAAUAUUUCAGUUAAAUGUAACCAGGCGAUCGCGUUAUCAGAAUUUCCCCCGGACUUCGGAAACAAGAUAAAGUGGACCUAAUGACUCAAUGGCGACAGAUGGGCAAGGAAUGCCUGGACGUUCCUCUAAUGUAUGCUACGAUCAAUAGAUGCGCCCGCCCUAGUGGCACAAUGUAUUGGCGUAAUAUUGGGAAAUCAUCUAGACUCCCAAUAUUGGACGCGGACAGCUCGAUAAGCAGCGUCUCGCUGGUUUCUUCGGAGAAUCCGUCGGCGAAAUCGGGGGAGUCGCCGAGGGGAGCCGCGAGGCCCAAGCUCGACAUAAAAAUGCCGGACGCUCGAUACGAAGGACACGCGGGUGACGCGGAGGAAACGAAACUUUCGUCGAAGAGCGACAGAUCGACGCCGGACGAGGCAAGCGCGUUUAGACCUGCCGAAGACGCCGCCGCGGUGCAGCUAGAUGAUAAAUCGCCGCGUUCCGCAGGAAAGCAAGAAAGUCUUAUCUCGGACAAUUCAAUGACGAUUCGGGAGAGCAGUUUGAUCGAAAGCGUGCCCGAUGACACGGUGACUCCGUCGAAGUCGCACUCGCGCUCGAAAACGUCGCGGCGAAACUCUUCCACGGCCGGCGACAGAUCCUCCGGACGCGAGGAGAGAACGCGGAUGUCCGCGAGGUCCGAGGGAGGAAGGGAAUCCGUCAAAUCAUCCGAAAUCUCGAGGGGAAAAGCGCCGUCCGAUAAUUCGUCGAUCAAACGGCUGAGAAUGUCCGGUGGGUCGAGCGAGAGAGUUUUCAGGGCGCGCCACGACCCGAAAAAGCGCUCGAUGGACAAAGUGGUCGCGAAAACGCCGCGAGCGGUGGGCCCUAAAGUUCGCGACGAUACGAUCGAGUCGGAAUCUCUGCGUGACGACAGCGUCGUCGAGGAGUCGAUCGGCACGCUGGAGAACGGCAGUGAAAUUAUUUCGGAACUUUCCCGCGCCGAAGAAAGCUCCGUGGCUAAAAUUGAAGACGCGGUUAACGGGGGCUCGAAACAUCCGACGGACGUAGACGCCUCUGUGGUGACUCUCGACAGUUGGAAAGGUCUGGCGCCUGGAAACGGAUAUGCAAACGACACUUUCGAGGACAUUUCGAGCUCGACCGUACGGUCGCGGCGCGGGGGAAUGAUUAAUGGAAGGAGGGAAGCGGCCGAUAAAGCGAGAUUUAGCGCGAAGAAAAUUGACACGGCGGAAUACAGAUCUUCUCGGGACAGUUCUGAGAAGCACAGGGACGAGUUAAUCAUCGCGCCGAAACCGAGUGCAACCGAGGUCGAGCCGGGAUCCUCGGAUUACGUCAGCGACUUGGAGAGCGUCGUCGCGAGUCCAGAUAGCGUCGCCGUGCGCUCAGUAAAAUUGCCACGAUCUUCCGGUGCGCGCUCGGAGAACCGGGGAGAACGUUAUCAGCGUCGCAAGGCGUCGCGAAGCGACGAGAACGUUUCAAGCGUCGCAAGUUCCAAUAAGAACACGUCGGAUUCCUCGGACUCGUCGACCGGCGACGUGAUGAAGACAGAUGAGAGGAAAAACUCCCCGGGGAUGACUACUGUCCGGCAAGUAAGCGGCCGGAAAGAGCGCGGGGAAUCGUCCAACAGAGCGAAGGAACGCGCGGUGGUGAUAGAUGUCACCGGAUUGCCGGUGGCGAGCGACGAGGACGGGAUAAAGGAGACAAGAUCUAAUUCGUCGUUAGAGGAGACCGAGAAGCGCACGGAACGCGUCUCCGAGGAAAGCUUGAACCAAGGAAUUUCACAGGACGCCGAACGUGUGGUGAGAAAGUCGCACAAAGACGCGCUGGCCAAGAGCUCAACAGUUGCAACGAAAGCAUCUGAAAGCUCCUCCGGCGGCAAAACCGUGUCUGCAAGUCAAAACGCGCCGAAGACGAGGAGAGUGAAGUCCGAUCAUAAUUGUCGCGGACAACGCAACACCAAGAGGAAGAAGAAAAGCGCGAGGACAACGAAUUCAAGGACGGCCGGAGCUCGCGAUAGCACGAGAAGUCGUAAGGAAGACAAAGCUUUGUCGCUCGACGGCAAGCAAACGCGCGGACUUCGGAAGCACAUUAUCGAACUACGACUACGGCAGGAACGAGAAGACCUCCAAAAAUAUCUACACGAGCUGAAGGACUUGAGACUAGAAUCAGUUUCCGCUCGGAGCUAUUUCAAACCUCUGGAAUUCCCGAGGAUCGCAGAAUUUACGCAGCCUGACAUAAACGAUGUGGAGUCGAAGCCGGACGAUCGGUUUCGGGAGAGAGUUUCGGCGAUCAGGCGUUGGUUGAAGGAUCAAUACAUCUUGUAUCGUGACUACUGUACUAUGGCGCAAGCGAUCAAUGCCCACUACGUUCCCACAACGUUGGACGAUGCCAAAAAGACGAUACGAGAGCUACGGAACAGAUGACGACGAUACGCCCACGUGGAAUGCGUAGAUGCACGCGACUGGUUGAAGCUGUUUACGAUCGGUCAUCAGAUGUGGACACCUCGAAAUAGAGAGGAAAUCGCAAAGAAGGGCAGCUCGAGGGUGAUUCUUGCCAUCCGAAGUCACCCCUGCCAUUCACACGAGCCGAAAUCGCC
Messenger RNA from Vollenhovia emeryi, 3247 nucleotides. Its product is annotated as microtubule-associated protein futsch-like. The transcript has 8 exons. The coding region runs from base 744 to 3074 and encodes 776 amino acids. The record is from RefSeq and is a predicted model, not a curated record. NCBI's taxonomy places the organism in Eukaryota, Metazoa, Arthropoda, Insecta, Hymenoptera, Formicidae.